Molecule: messenger RNA, 1572 nt
Organism: Monoraphidium neglectum
Lineage: Eukaryota; Viridiplantae; Chlorophyta; Chlorophyceae; Sphaeropleales; Selenastraceae
Exons: 7
Coding region: 1-1572 (523 amino acids)
Source: RefSeq, a predicted model, not a curated record
AUGGAUGCUCGCCAUGCGGGGCCCUCAAUCGCGGACCAAGCCCCGGAGUUGGCGGCCAAGUCCGGCGCCGUGAUCCUGCUGCUCCUCUCCUCGGCUGCGCGCACCUUGCCGGAUGACUUCGCCACGGCCGGCCGCGAGCUUCUGGGCGCCGACUCCAAGGACCAGUGGGGAGGCAACAACCAGUGGGGCGGCAACCCGUGGGGCAACCAAUGGGGCGGCAACCAGUGGGGCGGCAGCAACUGGAACGGCGCCUGGGGCGCCCGCCCCAACUUCCGCGGCGGCAGCUGCCCGCGUGGCGUCGGGUUCGGCCCUGUGAACGCCGUGGCGUUCCCCCACCUGGGGCUGCUGGCCGGCACAUGCACUCUGUUCAAUAACGGCAACCGCCCCUUGGCCGCCCUCAACGCUGGCUUCGCACUGGGCGCCUUUCCGGCGGGCCUGCGCCCCCUGCAGGGCGCCCUGCGCUGCCCCAAGGCUGCCAUCCCUGCGUUCGGCAAGCUGAAGUGCGGCUUCGUGGCCCCCUACAAGGCCGGCUACAACGUCUUCACCCCCUACAUCUCCCCUCAGGGCGCCGGCUCGCCCUGCUACGGCGGCUUCGGCGGCCAGGGGCAGUUUGGCUUUGCGCCGUCGGUGUCGCGCGCCGACGCCAGCGCCGUCGCCGGCUCCAACUAUGCUGAGUCCGUCGCCAAGGCUCUGGCCCAAAGCUUCGGCGGCCCCGCCUACGGACUGGCCAAGUCGAAGGCCCAGAGCUUCAACAACAACGCCUUCGCCGCGGCCGACGCUGUUGCACAGGCGAUGUUCGGCUCGGCCACCGCCACCUCUGAGGCUGCUGCCAACUCCAUGUUCGGUCCCGCCCAGGCCAUCACUAGCGCGCUCGCCCAGAGCAUGAAUGGCCUCGCCCAGGCGUCUGCGAGCGGCAAGGCCGACACGCAGACGGGGCCUGCCGUGUCGUCCGUGAACGCCAACGCCGCCGGCGUCGGCCAGGGCGGUGCCGCCGCCGCCGACGGCUCCUCGCUCGCCCGCAGCGUCGACGGGCCUGCGCUCGCCAGCGGCCGCGCCACUGCGACCGGCCAGGGCGGCCCCGCCGUCGCGACCCUGCAGUCGGGCGCCGCCUCCCUCCGCGGAAACGCGGCCGCCGAGGGCGCGGCUGGCGCCUCAAGCUACAACGGCCCCGCCACCGCCGCUAACGACGCGGUCGGCGGCGGCGCCGCCGCCGGUCGCGGUGCAGCUGCUGCGCAGUCUCAGGGCGGCGCCGCUGUCGCGGCGAACCGUGUGGAUGCGGUUGCCGGCAAUGGGCCCGCGACUGGCCAGGGCUCUGCUGACGCCAACUCAGUCGGUGGCCCCGCAGCUGCUGAGUCAGUGGUCAACGCCGCCUCUGCCAACGGCCCCGCCGCCGCCGACUCGCGCGCCCGCGCCAACUCGGUCAACGGCGGCCCUGCCGUGGCCCACGCCUCCUCUUCAUCCUCUUCCGGCGGCGCCGGGCCCUGCGCCGGCUUCCCCAACCCCUGCGCCGGCUACGGCGGCGCCGGCGCCUCAGCGAAUGCUGCUGCCAAGGCGCAGUCGGCUGGCAAGUAA